This is a messenger RNA of Vanessa atalanta (red admiral), 850 nucleotides long. RefSeq lists its product as uncharacterized. The transcript has 5 exons. The coding region runs from base 5 to 850 and encodes 281 amino acids. NCBI's taxonomy places the organism in Eukaryota, Metazoa, Arthropoda, Insecta, Lepidoptera, Nymphalidae. The record is from RefSeq and is a predicted model, not a curated record.
GAAAAUGCGUGUGCUACCGUUAUCGUUUCUUUUGACAUUAUUGGAUACAACAAAAGCAUCUAAAGGCUCAAGUGUGGACCUUGCAUUAGAAACCGUAUUAGAAUUUAAUGACGCAGUUGAUUCGGGUGUCUUAGACAAGAUAAAAGGAAUCAUAAACGAUAUCAGAAAUACUUUUAAGGAAAAUCCAGAAGACAACGUUCCAGAUGAAAAGAAGAAGCCUUACAAUUUUAUAGAUUUUCUCAAAGAUGCUAUUAUAGCGACUAAUUCUUAUAAAGAUGACGAAUUAGUUGAAUUACUCGACAUAAUUCAUAGCGAAAUAAAUGAAAUGGAUUUAAAAGAUGUUGAUUACAUUAGAGAUUAUUUAAAAAACAAUAUCGCUAACAUGAAACGUGACUCCAGAAAAGCUCGAAACAAUCUAGACAAUCUAUUAAGUAAUUUAAGAAAUACUAACGGUGACGUUAAUUCAAGUAGUGAAAAGGAAAGUGACGAAAAAGAUCGUACUAAUGAAAUUAUUGAUGGCGUUAAAAGUGAUACUAGAUACAAGCGGACAACACAACGGAAUAAAUCUGCAAGAUUUAGAUCUAAAGCCAAGACAAUUGGAAAAGUUAAAGACGACAUUUCCGAAACAGAUUACGACAGUACUGCAGAAAAGUCCUCACAAUCAGCCAGUGGUUCUGACAAUUCGGAACAAUUCGUACAAAAUAUAGAGAACGCUGAAAAGAAGAAACUUAUAGAAAAGAAAAUGAAAGAAGAUUUAGAUAGUUUGUUUUCUACGACAACUACUUCAACUACAACCGAGGCUUAUGCGGAUAUUUUUAAAGGUAUGGAAGACGAAUUCGAUUUAAGUUAA